AGACUCCGCCCCUAGGCGGGGCCUGGACGCGGCCAGAGAAGAGCAGCGCUGGUGCUGGAGCCUCAGCCCUCAGGCGCCACUGUGAAGACAGGACAGGACCCGACCCGACCGCAGAGCCCUGCCCCGGCCCCCUCCGCUCCCUCCCGCCGCCAGGUCCUACUGUCCCGCCGACCUUACGGGAGCGAACCCGUCGUCCCGCACUCGGAGUCCGCGAUGGCUUCAGUGACAGAUGGUAAAACUGGAGUCAAAGACGCCUCUGACCAGAAUUUUGACUACAUGUUUAAACUGCUUAUCAUUGGCAACAGCAGUGUUGGGAAGACCUCCUUCCUCUUCCGCUAUGCUGAUGACACGUUCACCCCGGCCUUUGUUAGCACUGUGGGCAUCGACUUCAAGGUGAAGACGGUCUACCGUCACGAGAAGCGGGUGAAACUACAGAUCUGGGACACAGCUGGGCAGGAGCGGUACCGGACCAUCACGACAGCCUAUUACCGUGGGGCCAUGGGCUUCAUUCUGAUGUAUGACAUCACCAAUGAAGAGUCCUUCAAUGCUGUUCAAGACUGGGCUACUCAGAUCAAGACCUACUCCUGGGACAAUGCACAAGUUAUUCUGGUGGGGAACAAGUGUGACAUGGAGGAAGAGAGGGUUGUUCCCGCUGAGAAGGGCCGGCUCCUCGCAGAGCAGCUUGGGUUUGAUUUCUUUGAAGCCAGUGCGAAGGAGAACAUCAGUGUAAGGCAGGCCUUCGAGCGCCUGGUGGAUGCCAUUUGCGACAAGAUGUCUGAUUCGCUGGACACAGACCCCUCGAUGCUGGGCUCCUCCAAGAACACGCGUCUCUCGGACACCCCACCGCUGCUGCAGCAGAACUGCUCAUGCUAGGCAAGGCCCACCUUCCUGACCUCCCCUCGUUGUGGCCCCACAUCCAGUCUGCUUCUCCCUGUUACACACUGUCCACUCUCAGCCCCGACCAAGAUGAGCUGCUGCUAUUCUUUGCCUGCCCCCAGGGUUCUCUGCAGAUGUUCCCAGUAAUAGAUACUCAGCACUAGACUAACAGAACAGGUCACUACAUGGGUGGAGAUUCACUUUGCAAAAGAAGACUCUGUUUUAUGAAGGGGAUUCACUACAGGGACUUAAAAGCAGUCUCUUCUCUGCCUUUAAAAUGAGAGUUCCUCCAUUUACCAAAAUUUGACACACCCACAUUCUUCAGGGGCAUGCCAAUUGCGUAAAGUGAGGCUCGCCUGCAUAGCUAAUCCUAUUAAAGACAACUUCCCAAAGCACAACGUGCUUGUUUCCUAUCGGGCUCCCUGUGGGGCUUUCUCUCACUACAAGUCAAGCUUGGGCUCUCAAAGCCCUGUGCCUGUUACCACGGAUGCCCACAGGGCCUGGGCAGUUGCUGUGGUGACAGGCAGAGCUAAUCUUCAGAGAGCUCAGACUCUCUAAUGAUGCUGAAGGAGCAAAGGCUGAGUCAGAAACACACUUAAGAGAAAAUGAUUAUCCCCUACAGAAUGUCAGAGGUUCCUGCUAUAGGAAAGAGCAGGCACGUAUGCUCAAGAAAGACAAACAGAGAAAAAAAGAAACAGGCAAGAUCAAGACACAGAUCAUGAGUUUCUGAUUUUGCUGCUUUCCAAUUGGUUCUUAACUGUGGGAACUUAGUAAAAUUGGCGAUUGGUUCUUAGACUUCUAGAACCUGAGGAUUUUAGAGUUGACGGGAUUCCCAAAUUUACCUAGUUUGACUAGUCAAUUCUAACCUUCCUUUUUCUGACAAGUGACUAUCAAGCCUAACAACCAAAUCUCUUUCUUCUAAAGCACACCUUCUAGGCAGGGACAAGAGCUCAUUUUCCACACCAUCUUGGUUAACUCUCAUAGAAAGUUUUCCUUGCUUCAAGCUCAAAUCUGCCUCCUGGAAAUUCUUCUUCUUCCCUCCCUGUUGGUACCAGCUCUGCUGUCAGAGACUUCACAGUCUCUGCUCUCUCUGCCCUGUGACACCCUCGGACUAUUUGAGAACACGAAUCAUGACUCCUGGGACUUGCCUUUUCUCUAGGUCAAUACCUCUAUAAUUCCAUCGGCUGUUCUUCAUAGGCUCUUCUCCCCAUCCUGCCCCUUUCCUGCAAUCUAUCUUUUAAUUGCUCUUGAGCAGUCUAACUGAGAAGUGUGAUUUGAAGCAAAAUAAAUCUAAGGUGGUAUGACCCUGAAAAAAUUGAGAAAAUUGAACUAAAAGAUCCCGAUCCCAACCCCGUUCUCCUGGGAGUGAAACCUUAGUUUCUACCAGAGAGCGUGGGAAACCACUUCUGGUGGAAGCCCCUUAAUUAAACACCUGAGGAAAAAAAGAAAAGAAACUCAGAGACCAGAAUGAAUUCGCUCAUUAUUCUAGCUUGCUUGGCCACAGGGACAUAUUUGGUUUGGGCUGAAAUAAUGACAUAGAACUGGCAAUGAUUCCAGAAAAUCUUUCUUCUAUAUCAUGGUCUGAAUCCUCAGCCACCUCAAAAGUCAGCGGGCAGGGGGAGUCUCUCCCCAGUUUCUCUUCAUUUCAAAUGAGGCUCAUUGUCCUAGAAAAGUACAUUAGCUAGCAACUAGUCCAAUGACUAAAUAAAAGGACCAUCCAGGGCACUGUGGCUCACACCUGUAAUCCCAGCACUUUGGAAAGCCAAGGCAGGAGGAACACUUGAGGCCAGGAGUUCAAGACCAGCCUGAGCAAUAUGGUCAAAUUCCAUCCCUACAAAAAAAAAAAAAAAGCCACAUGUGGUGGUGCACACCUAUAGCCUCAGCUACUUGGGAGGCUGAGGCAGGAGAAUUGCUUGCACCCAGGAAUUUGAGGUUGCAGUGAGUUGUAAUCAUGCCACUGCAUUCCAGUCUGGGUGACAGAGUAAGACCCUCUCUCUCUUUAUCUCUCUCUCUCUUUCUCUCUCUCUCUCUCUCUUUUUUUUUUUUUAAAGGAGUCAGCUCUACAAAGAUGCUGCUUUCUUUGAUGCAAUGCAGAGAACAGAGCUUUGGACUUGGAAUCAGGAGACCUAGACUCUGUCAUUAAAUCAACUGUGACUCUGGACCAGUUACUCCUCAUUUUUGAGUCUUGAUUUCCUACUUAUAAAAUGAGGGAGCUUAUUUGGAUGAUCUUUAAGGUCCCUUUUGGCACUAAUAACUUGGUGACUCUUUUUUCUUACCUUCACCAUUUCAGUUGAUCACCAAACAAACCUGAGAGAUCAGGAUCGGUAUCCCAGUGUUGUCUUGGCCAACUCUGAUGUCAUGCUUACUCUGUACUAGACAUUGUUCCAAGCAUUUUACAUGCAUUAACUCAUUUAUCUUCCCAACAUCUUGUGAGGGAGGCACUACAGUGAGCCUCAUUUGAAGAUGAGGAAACAAAGGUACAAAGAGGUUCUAGCUUGACCUCUAAGGUCACAUAGGAAGUAAGUGGUAGAGCUGUAGUUCACAUCCAGGCAGUAGGUUCCAAGGUCUGUGUUCUUAACCACGUUCUGGGCUGCAUCUUUUAUAGACAAACUAUGAUCCAGAGGGAUUACGAGAAUUGGAUCACAUACCAAGAGAGUGUUAAAGCCACAUUAGGAUUCAAUUCCAAGGCCAUCAGAUUCCAAGUCCACUGGAGAAAAGAUGUAUAUCUCUAAUCUGUUAACACAUUGCUCAACUACUCAGACUAAUCCGAGGUGAUGGAUGUCUCAUGCUCAGGAAAGGCGAGUCAGUCUCUGAGGCAACAGAUCCCAUGGGCCUGGGUAGAAAAUGCCCAAUGCUUCCCAGUCCCAAGUGCUGGCUUUCCCUGUACCUGCCUCUGCCAGGCAACACUUAGCAGGCUCCCAAGCAGCAGGAGCCUCCAUGCUCCACUUUGAACAGCCUCCAUGCUCCAGCAAGGGGGCAUUUGUGAAGAGUGACUUGAUUAACUUUUCUGACCAUGGGUAUAAUACGGUUGCUUCAGAGGGCAGUGAUUCUGGGUGUGAUUUUUACACUGUAACAUUGUAUACAGUGUCACAGAUAAUUACUGGUUUUUUUCUGGUCAUUAACACUCAUCUACUUUAGUACUAGGAUUUCAGACCAAGGUUCUCAUGACCCCUGGGUAUUUUAGUAUCUGUAUCCAAUAAUCUUUUCUCUCCUACUGAAUAUUCAGGCAAAGAUCAAAUUGUUUUUUUUAAAACUGUCAAAUUCUGUAAAACUCAGGAGCCAGUUCAAGGAAACAGGCGUCUUCACAAUAGAUGGAAUCAAGAGUUAAAUGUUAUAGUGGCAAGCUCAUCUACUGGGCAACAGACAACCAGACCUACUUGUGAGAUGGCAGCUCCCCAGCCCUGCUUUGUGACCUCAUUUCUGUCGAAUGAAAGGCAGCAGCUUCCAGCUGAUUGCAGCAUAGUGGUCAUCAAUCACAGUAAUAGCGCAAUUAGCCACCAAGGUUCAAGCUGCAUAAUAUGUGUUAGUGGCAACUUGUCCUGGAUUUAAUCUUCCUAAACAAUCCAAAUAAAAUAUUUUAAAACUCUUGACUUCUGGCUGGGCGCAGCAGCUCACACCUGUAAUUCCAGCACUUUGGGAGGCUGAGGUGGGCAGAUCACCUAGUUCAAGACCAGCCUGGGCAACAUGGUGAAGCCCCAUCUCUACUAAAAAUACAAAAAUUAUCCAGGCGUGGUGGCGGGCACCUGAAAUCCCUACUCAGGAGGCUGAGGCAGAGAAUUGCUUGAACCUGGGAGGCGGAGGUUGCAGUGAGCCGAGAUCGUGCCACUGCACUUCAGCCUGGGUGACACAUCAAGACUCCAUCUCAAAACAAAACAAACAACAACAACAACAACAAAACCUCUUGACUACUAAAGAGGCAAAAGUAGGCCAAAAGUGUGAUACAGUAUUGUGUUUGUUUACAACAUCUAUUUUAAAUGCAUGUGUAUCUGUAAAUACAAAGUGAUUCGUGACUUAUUGUCUCCUCAGUCUGUAGCAUUAUUAACUUCUAGGAGCAGCAGUCGGGUAUAGUGUACUGAAUGGUCACAGACUCAUUGAUCAUCAGAUCUGGAAAGGAGCUUAGAGAAGAUCUGUUCCAGCCUCCUAUCUUAUAGAAGGGAAGGUUGACGUCCAAGGAUUGGAAGGAAAUCUCCUAAUUAUUCUGAGAGUACUGCAGUGAUGGCGCCAGGACUAGGUCCUGGAUCACCUCUAAGAAGACACUUAGCUAUUUGAGUAUGGACUAGGGCCUAGCAUUAUUAAGCACUAGAUAAAUACAGGUGAAAA
This is a messenger RNA of Chlorocebus sabaeus (green monkey), 5196 nucleotides long. RefSeq names its product RAB3B, member RAS oncogene family (gene RAB3B). The record is from RefSeq and is a predicted model, not a curated record. NCBI's taxonomy places the organism in Eukaryota, Metazoa, Chordata, Mammalia, Primates, Cercopithecidae. Gene Ontology annotation, molecular function: GTP binding; GTPase activity.